AUGAUCCAGAACUUCAGCCUCGUGGGCCCCCCCGCCCUCGGCUUCGAGGCCUGGGACGACGACCCCGAGUACCUGGCCCGCUGGCCUUCCACAGGUACCUGGGCCCAUGGAGUUCGACCUGACCAAGAUCGACCCUCUCGUCAAGGUAAGACCAGCUGGCAUCGCCAGCCGCCACGGGCCUGGAGUGAGAAUGCUCUUUGGAGCGACUGCGCCUCAGUCUCCUCGGCGACAGCUUCUACAGCAUGUCACGUGGAGGCCGUCGAGCACCACGCGCGCGACGCCGCCUUCGGCUUCCGCGCCUUCGCCUACGAGCUGCAGCACCGCGGGGAGCACGCCUUCUCCGACCUGUUCCGGGGGCCCUCGCCCGCGUGGAACCUGGCCUACGUGGGCGACUCGGACGACCUGCAGUACCUCUUCUCCUUCGAUAAGCUCAACGUCAGCCUGACCAAGGAGGAGGACCUCUUCGUGUCCCGGAUCAUGGUGGAUCUCUGGACCAACUUCGCCGCCACCGGGAACCCGACGCCCGACCUGUCCCUGGGCUUCAAGUGGACGCCGACUGAGGCCUCGAGCCUCUCCUACCUCGGCAUCACCUCCGCCCCGCCAUGAAGCUCUACGACAG
Molecule: messenger RNA, 619 nt
Organism: Penaeus vannamei (Pacific white shrimp)
Lineage: Eukaryota; Metazoa; Arthropoda; Malacostraca; Decapoda; Penaeidae
Source: RefSeq, a predicted model, not a curated record